AUGGAAACAGCCCUACUCCUCAACACCUUAACAUCACUUACCCUAAUUAUCCUCCUAACCCCAAUCAUCCUACCCCCUAUCCUGAAAUUUAAAAACACCCCCUCAUCCAUCUCCAAGACCGUUAAAGCCGCCUUCCUAACCAGCCUAGCACCAAUAACCAUUUUCUCAUAUUCAGGAGUAGAAAGCAUCACCACCUACUGAGAAUGACAAUUCAUCCAAAACUUCAAAAUCCCCCUAACCCUAAAAAUAGACCUGUACUCCAUAUUAUUCUUCCCCAUCGCACUAUUCGUAACAUGAUCCAUCCUAGAAUUUGCCUCAUGGUACAUAAACUCAGAACCGUACAUUACAAAAUUCUUCACCUUCCUUCUUAUCUUCCUAAUUGCCAUACUUACGCUAACCAUCGCCAACAACAUACUUCUCCUAUUCGUAGGGUGGGAAGGAGUAGGAAUUAUAUCAUUCCUCCUCAUCGGCUGAUGACAAGGACGAGCCGAAGCCAACACAGCUGCAUUACAAGCUAUAAUCUAUAACCGGAUUGGAGACAUCGGCCUCAUCCUGAGCAUAGCAUGACUAGCCUCAACACUAAACACCUGAGAAAUCCAACAAACCACCCACCCACAAAUUCCUAUUCUUCCCCUUCUAGGCUUAAUCCUAGCCGCUACAGGAAAGUCAGCCCAAUUUGGACUCCACCCGUGACUGCCCGCAGCAAUAGAAGGCCCCACCCCAGUCUCCGCCCUACUCCACUCCAGCACAAUAGUCGUAGCCGGAAUUUUCCUACUAAUCCGCACUCACCCCUUACUCUCCUCUAACAAAACAGCCCUAACACUAUGUCUAUGCCUAGGCGCACUAUCAACACUCUUCGCCGCUACAUGCGCCCUCACCCAAAACGAUAUCAAAAAAAUCAUUGCCUUCUCUACCUCAAGCCAACUAGGCCUCAUAAUAGUCACGAUCGGCCUAGACCUUCCACAACUAGCCUUCCUUCACAUCUCCACCCACGCCUUCUUCAAAGCCAUGCUAUUCCUCUGCUCAGGCCUUAUCAUCCACAGCCUAAACGGAGAACAGGACAUCCGAAAAAUAGGAUGCUUACAAAAAAUCCUUCCAUCAACCACCUCCUGCUUGACCAUCGGUAACCUUGCCCUAAUAGGUACCCCCUUCCUAGCAGGCUUCUACUCUAAAGACAUUAUCAUCGAAAAUUUAAACACCUCUUACAUCAACACCUGGGCCCUACUACUGACGCUACUCGCUACAUCAUUUACUGCAACCUACAGUCUCCGCAUAACCAUCCUAGUCCAAACAGGAUACACCCGCACUCCACCAAUCACACCAAUUGAUGAAAACACACCCUCAGCCAUCCUACCCAUCACACGUCUAGCCCUUGGUAGUAUCAUAGCAGGACUACUAAUCUCCUCCCUUAUCCUACCAACGAAAACCCCCCCAAUAACCAUACCUACCCUUACAAAAACCGCCGCUAUCAUCGUCACAGCCCUCGGACUCAUCCUCGCCCUAGAACUUUCGCACGCAACCCACACCCUCACCACCCCUAAACAAAACUCCCUCAUAAACUUCUCAUCCUCACUAGGCUACUUCAACCCACUAAUACACCGAUCCAGCCCAAUAAUCCUCCUACUCAACGGACAAAAAAUUGCCUCCCACCUAAUCGACAUGGCGUGGUACAAAAAAAUAGGCCCUGAAGGCCUCGCAGACCUACACCUAACAAUAAGCAAAAUUUCCACAUCACUCCACACAGGUCUGAUCAAAGCCUACCUAGGAUCUUUCGCCCUCACAAUCCUAACAAUCACCUUACUCACCCAAAUAUAA
Molecule: messenger RNA, 1815 nt
Organism: Numida meleagris (helmeted guineafowl)
Lineage: Eukaryota; Metazoa; Chordata; Aves; Galliformes; Numididae
Source: the annotation of a RefSeq genome assembly